Molecule: messenger RNA, 2618 nt
Organism: Chinchilla lanigera (long-tailed chinchilla)
Lineage: Eukaryota; Metazoa; Chordata; Mammalia; Rodentia; Chinchillidae
Gene: Aadacl3
Product: arylacetamide deacetylase-like 3
Exons: 4
Coding region: 92-1315 (407 amino acids)
Molecular function (GO): hydrolase activity
Source: RefSeq, a predicted model, not a curated record
AUAAGGAGGAGAUCUGCUGGCCUCAAACCAUGUCCUAAAUGGCCAGAGCCGGGCACAGCUUCAGUUGAGCAUCCUCUGAGGCGGAGACAGCAUGAUGAUUAUAGCCUUGAUCCUCCCCAUAGCAGCCUGUGUGUUCUCGUUGGGAGUUGGGCUGUGGGUUUUCUGCAACCAACUUGUGACCGAGUACAUCCCAACAGGGAUUGAACACCCCUUGAAACUGAGGAUCUUUAGCUACAUUUUCCAGCUGAUGAUGACAUGGGGGGUGAUUUUUGAGAAACUGGGACUCUGUCACAGAACAGAGUUUGUCAGUUUUUUGCAUGAUCUUCCACCACUAAAGAAGCAUCCAGGUGUUGUGGUCACAGAUCUCCGUUUUGGAACAAUCCCAGUGAAACUCUAUAGGCCUGAGACACCCUCAAAUAGUCCCAGGCCUGGUGUUAUCUUCUAUCAUGGUGGUGGGACCGUCCUGGGGAGCUUAAAAACUCAUAAUGGCUUCUGUGCACAUUUGUGCAAGAAGAGUGACUCAGUGGUUCUGGCAGUUGGAUACCGCAAGUCACCCAAGUAUAAGUUUCCAGGCAUGACAAUAGACUGUGUGGCAGCCACCAUCCACUUCCUAAAAUCCCUGGAUGUGUAUGGAGUGGAUCCAGCCCGAGUUAUUGUGUGUGGUGACAGCAUGGGAGCGGGCGUAGCAGCCUUGAUUUGUCAAAAGUUUGUGAACCAACCAGAUCUCCCCAAGAUUCGUGCCCAGGUUCUGAUCUAUGCUGCGCUCCAGUGCCUAGACUUCCAGUCCCCUUCUUACCAGCAGAACAGAAACAUCCCCCUGCUCACAUGGGAUCUUGCUUUCUACUGUUUCUGUUGUCACCUGGAUAUCAGCCUUUCCUGGAAAAGUACAGUUGAGAAAGGUGCUCAUUUGCCUCCAGAAGUCUGGGAGAAGUACAGAAAGUGGUUGGGUCCAGAGAACAUCCCAGACAGGUUUAAGAAGAGAGGCUAUCAGUCCAGGCCCCUUGAGCCGGUGAAUGAGGAUGCUUACCUGGAGAUGAAAAUUGUUACAGAUUGGUCAUGCUCACCCCUGAUCACAGAAGACGACAUAGUGUCUCAGGUACCGGAAGCUUUCAUUGUGAGCUGUGAGUAUGAUCUUGUCCGUGACAAUUCACUCCUGUACAAGAAGAGACUAGAAGACCUAGGGGUGCCAGUAACUUGGCACCAUAUAGAGAAUGGUAUUCAUGGAGUGCUUACCAACAUUGAAAAAGGUUUCUUCCAUUUCCCCUCCUCCAUAAGAAUUCUGGAUGUGACAGUCAAUUUUCUUAAGGGAUUGUGACCUUUUUGAGUUCCCAAGAAAGCUCUACUGUCAUCCAGCAACCCCCAGAACCCUCUGGAGCUGUUUUAAGUGACGCUGUGUGGGUCUAGGGAGGGAUAGUAGUUGUCUCCAUCCUAUUCUGGGUUCUAGAAUCGUACAAUGCAUGUUCUUUCUGCUGUCUGGAGCAGAAUAGAAGAGACAGAUUUGGACAGGGGGGUGGGGCUUUCUUUGUCCAUGUUCCCUGUUGGGGAAAUUUGAGUCCACCAUCUUAAGUGGCUAUUUGUGAGAGUGAAUCUGCACACAAAGGUUGCUCACAGCCUCAACUAGAGUUCAGUCUGUCUGGGCUGAUCCAGACUGAGUGUAACAGGGGUGUCUAGUUGGAAGGAUCUUGGAAAAGCCCAGGUUCAUCGUGUAAAAUCUCAUGGGACUUUUCCAUUUCUGCUCAGAAGGUGGCACUCUGGUGUUCCAGGAUGCUGGGUAAUGGCAGAAGUGGAGAAGGCCCCUUUGGGUACAGAGUGAUACUUCUUGCUGUUGCCCAGCCUCUGGGUGAAGAGUCUUGCAUGCCUAGUCUAGAAGAGUUAUGAUGGGGUGGAUAGAGUUUUCCAUGAUGACUGCUCACUUGAAGCAGAUGAAGACAGAGCUGCCUGCGUAUGGCAGCUUUGGAGCUCCUGAAGUCAAAGCUGAGCUUCUAACUAAUGACUCAAAAUAACACCAUAUGAGCUGGGAACAAAGCUGAUUACUGAGACCUAUGAGGGUUAACCAAACUCAGCCAUGUUCAUGGUGAAAAUUUGUGAGCAGGCCAAGGAAGAUGUAUUAAUGAGAACUCUUUCUAUUUUAAUGCACUGACCCAAUUCAGAGUGCUCCAGUCACAUAGAAAAUUGUAUUAGGUUAUGUAGUGAUGACUUCCAGGGAUAAAUCAGGUGUAGCUUGAACUAGGAACUCAAACAUUGCCAUCAGCUACUGUCUCUUCUUUUCUCUGAUUUCCUGUGUGGACUUCAUCUUCACCUCCCUAUAUGGUUGCCCUGAGCAAUUUCAUGCUUACAUUUUCCCAAAGUCAAGUUCAUUUUUAUGGACACAUCUUGUUCUCAGGUGUUCCAGCAAAAAGCUCCUUGUAACUUAAAGGCUCAACUGAUUUUCUUACUGAUGUAUCUAGUCGUCAAAACCAAGGGAUUGUAACGUUAUGAUGGGGCAGGCCCAGGUCCUAUGCUAUCCUCAGAGUGGAAAAUGGAGUCAACCUCUGCUGGCACUUGUGUCUCUGAGAAGUGUUUUACUUACUUUACUUAGUGCUGAGACAAAAUACCCAACACUCACAAGUUAAGGAUGG